AUGGCCUAUGCCACCCCAGCGGCUAAGCAGGCCGCCUCCCAAACAGCGCCGUCUUUCCAGCCCUCUUCGCCGCCCAACAAACGCGAUCUCAAGUCAUGGUGGAAGGGCUUCAUUCUCCCCUCAAAAAAUCAAGAUCAGCCUGAGCCUCCCGAGUCCCCAGACCGAGAUGCGAGCUACGGCCGCCUAUGGUCCUGGCCUCUGGCUCCCACCAUCGUCCACCUGCAGGACAGCCAAGCUCUUUGUGUUGCGUCUGGCUAUUUCCUCGGCGUCGGUAGCUGUGUAGCGGUUCUCCAGCCAUCACACAUCUGUGUUGCCAGUCAGCCCGGAGCAGAAAGCUUCCCCCUUUACUCUCGAAUCGCACCACUCUUGCAGACCCGAGCCCCCGGAAUUUUCGGAGUGCCGUUGCGACAGAGUAUAACCUAUGCAAACGUCGCCAUCUCCCUCAUCGAUGAGCAUGGUCAAAGCUACAUCUACGGCUACGUGCCCAUCGUCGUCGCAAAAUGCGGCGUCUUCCUAAAGGAAAAGGCUACUGGCGUCGAAGGCAUUUUCCGCCUCAGCGGCUCCGAGAAGCGCAUCAAAGAGCUGAAGAGUGUUUUCGACUCACCCGAUCGAUACGGCAAAGGCCUUGUGUGGGACGGCUACACAGUACACGACGCUGCUAAUGUCCUCCGCCGAUACCUCAACGACCUGCCUGAGCCUGUCGUUCCUUUAGAUUUGUACGAAAAAUUUCGCCAUCCUCUGCGCGGCGCAACCAAGCAAAUUGUCGGUGAUGCCGAAGGCCCUCAGUUCGUUCCCGAUUUUGACGAAAAGGCCGCCAUCCGGACGUACCAACGCCUCAUCACCGAGCUCCCCCCACUCAAUCGCCAGCUGCUGCUUUACAUCCUUGAUCUACUCGCUGUCUUUGCUGCCAAGUCGGAAGAGAAUCGAAUGACGUCGCAGAACCUAGCAGCCAUUUUCCAGCCUGGCAUGCUGUCACACCCACAGCAUGCAAUGGCUCCAGAGGAGUAUCGGCUCAACCAAUGCGUCAUCAUUUUUCUCAUCGAAAAUCAGGAUCACUUCUUAAUCGGCAUGCAAGGCACCGCCGCCGAUGAAAAUACCGUCAUGGAAGUACAAUCCGGUACUCCCAAAGGGCCGCUCACUCCCGGCAUAGAGUCACCUGCACAGAUGAACCGAACUGCGUCCAACGCCAGUGCCGGUGCUGAAAGUGUGCGUAGAGACGGCAAACUGCGACGAAAUCGGUCUGUCUCGUCCAAGAAGUCCAAAAAAGAGGAUUCCGCUACGGCUACUAUUCCGGCUGUGGUGGUUGGCCCCCCUCCAGGCGGCUUAAGUAGAAGCAAUACUCUCCCGUCAAAGAAGUCUCCUAAUGUUAGCGGCCGAAAGUUUGCCAAGGUCGACAAGGACGGCUCUGGUUCUGUUCAGCCACUGACCCCAGCCCGACUCUCAGAGGCGCCCAUAAACUCUGGGCCCGCCACCCCUCUGGCAGCCCCCGACUCUGCAAACAAGGCUUCGUUAGGAAAUAGCCAGGAUCGACUUUUGGAAACAUCACCCGACGUGCCUCCACAUGGCAAAGAGACCAAGGAACGGAGUGUAUCAAACCUUUUUCAAAGGUCCCCGACGGAAGGAAGCGACAAGCGACAGCCGAACAAACUGCGAAAAAAGAGAGCCCCUGGCACGGUGAACUUGAGCGCCCACAGCUCGAGUAACUCUCUACCGCAGUCUAACGCUGCUUCACCAAAUGUUGAACUGUCCAACCCCCUGGACAGUGUACCGCCCUUGGCCGAAACAAUGGCGACGCCCACUGCUACUGAGAAGACCGAAGCUAUCUCCUCACCAGCUACCAAACCAGCUCAACCUACAAUAAACACUGUCGAAACGAGAGAGCUGGUCGGGACAAAGCCUACCGAUACUCCUGCCGAAACGACAGGGUCGCCCGUUGACUCUGCCAAUGGCCUUUCAGACCCAGACCACGCUGCUGACGACCGGGCUGCCAGCCUGCUAACAAGCCCUGGAAAAGAAAAGAGGAAGAGGUGGUUAUCACUUGGUACCAAGAAGGAUGAUGGCAGCGGUGAAACCCCUCCCCAGUUCAACCUAGGACUCAACCAUAACGCGGAGACGAGUACAACCUCUUUCGCAAGCUCUAGCAAAGUACGCAAAAGCUUCCAAGCAGAUGGCUCAGAAACGGCUUUCGCAGAGUCAUACGACAGCAAAGACGGCGACGCCAAAGGCCCGCUCGGCUGGAUCAAGAACAAAUACCGGGAGGCUAAAGAGAACGCCGAUCACAAGCGCAACAAGUCGCCGCCCCCAGCAGGCGAGCGCUCGAGUAUCAGUGCAACUAUCCUCGGCCGCGGCAAGAGCCUUGACAUUAAGCGCGAUGAGCCCUCGGGCGGCCCAGCCAAUGUGGAGGCGCUACCAAAGAAGGAAGAAGUCCCAGUUGCUCAAGAUGCGACGCAAAACCUUACUGCUGAAGCUUCCGCUCAUGCAGCUAGUGAGCAAGCGCACCAGCCCGUCGGGACGAUCAAAGAAGAACCUAUUGCAGAAGCGGCAGCGGCCGAAAAAUCAACAAAUCCGGGUGAGGCUCCGGCUUUGGAGUCAGUUGCUACACAGCACGAAGUGAUACCUGCCAAUAAGGACCUUCUGGCACCAGCGGGUGCCCCAACUGCCCAGCCAAACUCUGCUGUUGAAGCUGAAUCUACAGUCGUCGAGCCCAAAUUUGACCAGCCUGAGUCUGUCGAACCCAAGGCUGUCGAGCCCCACCACGCUGAGUCGCAAGCGAUCAAGCCCGAAGAUUCAGCGCCUGAGACCGUCAAAGCUACUCUCAAAGCUGAAUAA
This is a messenger RNA of Cordyceps militaris CM01, 2829 nucleotides long. Its product is annotated as Rho GTPase activator (Sac7), putative. Gene Ontology annotation, biological process: activation of GTPase activity; regulation of fungal-type cell wall organization; signal transduction. Lineage: Eukaryota; Fungi; Ascomycota; Sordariomycetes; Hypocreales; Cordycipitaceae. Gene Ontology annotation, molecular function: GTPase activator activity. The record is from RefSeq and is a predicted model, not a curated record. The transcript has 4 exons. The coding region runs from base 1 to 2829 and encodes 942 amino acids. Gene Ontology annotation, cellular component: cell cortex.